Molecule: messenger RNA, 939 nt
Organism: Galeopterus variegatus (Sunda flying lemur)
Lineage: Eukaryota; Metazoa; Chordata; Mammalia; Dermoptera; Cynocephalidae
Product: olfactory receptor 7D4-like
Exons: 1
Coding region: 1-939 (312 amino acids)
Biological process (GO): G protein-coupled receptor signaling pathway
Cellular component (GO): membrane
Molecular function (GO): G protein-coupled receptor activity; olfactory receptor activity
Source: RefSeq, a predicted model, not a curated record
AUGGAAGCAGAAAACCACACAGAACUAUCAGAAUUCCUACUAUUGGGACUCUCACAGGAUUCUAAACUCCAGCCCAUUGUCUUUGGGCUGUUCCUGUCCAUGUACCUGCUCACUGUGCUCGGGAACCUGCUCAUCAUCCUGGCCAUCAGCUCUGACUCCCACCUCCACACCCCCAUGUACUUCUUCCUCUCCAACCUGUCCUUCACUGACAUCUGUUUCACCUCCACCACUGUCCCAAAGAUGCUUGUGAACAUCCAGACUCACAGCAAAGACAUCUCCUACACAGGGUGCCUCACACAGCUGUAUUUUUUUAUGAUUUUUGCUGGAUUAGAUAAUUUCCUCUUGACUGUGAUGGCCUAUGACCGAUAUGUGGCCAUCUGCCAUCCCCUGCACUACAUGCUCAUCAUGAACCCCUGCCUCUGCAUCCUGUUGGUUGUGAUGUCUUGGUUCAUCAUUUUCUGGGUAGCCUUGGCUCACAUUCUACUGAUGAAGAGACUGACCUUCUCUACAGGCACUGAGAUUCCACAUUUCUUCUGUGACCUGGCUCAGCUUCUCAAGGUGGCCUGCUGUGAUACCCUCAUCAAUAACCUCUUUGUGUAUGUGACGACGGCACUCCUGGGUGUGUUUCCUGUCACAGGGAUCCUCUUCUCUUACUCCAGGAUUGUCUCCUCUUUAAUCAGGAUGUCCUCCACUGCAAGCAAGUAUAAAGCAUUUUCCACCUGUGGUUCUCACCUCUGUGUGGUCUCCUUGUUUUAUGGGACAAGCCUUGUGGAAUACCUCAGUUACGCUGUGACCCGAUCUUCCCAGAGUAGCUCAAUUGCCUCAGUGAUGUACACUGUGGUCACCCCCAUGCUGAACCCCUUCAUCUACAGCCUGAGGAACAAGGAUGUGAAGGGGGCCCUGGGAAGACUCCUUAGCAGAGCAGCCUCUUGUCCUUGA